Molecule: messenger RNA, 828 nt
Organism: Plasmodium malariae
Lineage: Eukaryota; Apicomplexa; Aconoidasida; Haemosporida; Plasmodiidae
Product: fam-l protein
Exons: 2
Coding region: 1-828 (275 amino acids)
Source: RefSeq, a predicted model, not a curated record
AUGAUGGAACAAAAAAUUAUGUUGUUCUUAUUUAUUAAAAUUUCAACAAUUAUACUUUUAAUGUGGUUAUAUCACUCUUACUAUGAUGUGAACUCUUUAAAGGAGAAUCUGGAUGAAAAAUACAAUUUUAGCAGACAUUUAAAAACUAGUAAUUGUCGAUUAUUAGCAAAAUAUAAGCAGGAAAAGGAUUCAAGUAUUGCAAAUUUUAAAGAAGAAAUGCCACAUAAAGAAUUGAAAGAAAAAAAAUAUAUAUCUAAUAAUAAAAAAGAAACGGAAGGAAAACGCAAACAAUCUUGUAGGAGUUCAUUGUAUAUUGAGGAAUACAGUAAAAAUGUUAAGAAAAAUAAAUGUGGUAUAGGUAAAACAAAAAAAUAUUUUGAUUUUGAGAAAAAAAUAUUUAAAAAACUUGAUUAUGAAUACUACGUUAAAAAUAUCAAGAUUAUUGAAUAUAAUGAAUAUAAAAAGCUAGCACGUAAAAAACGCAGAAUACGAAUUACUCUACUUUUGUUAUUUAUCUUGAUAUUGAUAUUACCCAUAUUAGAUCUUUCAUUAGAGACAUUUACAGAGGGUGGGUUGUUGGGUUUAUUACGCAUGUUAUACAAAACUGGAUCUAAAGAAACUGGUAUAUAUGGGGUAGAGGGACUUUUGACUUCAUUAUUAAGCGAGGGUACAUGGGGGAAUAUUGAAAAAAUUUGUGUAUUAUCUCUAUUCUUUUAUGGUGUACCUUUCCUUAUAUUUGUUGUCAUAUUUAUAUUAGGAAUGAUUUAUUACUAUAAAAAAGUUAUAAAAUAUGAAAAUAUUAAGUUCAGAAAAAGAUUAAAUGAAUAA